Penicillium brasilianum is the source of this 2486-nucleotide messenger RNA. The record is from the annotation of a GenBank genome assembly. NCBI's taxonomy places the organism in Eukaryota, Fungi, Ascomycota, Eurotiomycetes, Eurotiales, Aspergillaceae.
CCGAUGAUCGCUGCAACGAGUAUUGCGAACGUGUUCCUUUUAUUUUUUAAUGCUGUUGCCUGCCCAGCGUUCAUGGUAAGGCUGAAAAGCUUGGCUCCCACUGGGCCAUUCCCCACCUGUCCUGCCCUGAGUGAGCUGAGAUUCUCGAGUACCAAAGAAGGAUGGUGAAUCUCUUGCCGACCCCAAAUCUCGCCAAGCCGAGUCAUCCUUCUCCUCCUCCUCCUCCCCCCGCUCUUAUUUCGCACCACUUUUGUCGCUAUUCUUACCCUCCCUAUCACUAUUAUUACUCCUUACUCCAAUAAUCUCAUAAUGACCCUGCUUGACUCGUAUCGCACCCCGACCCAUACCGUCUAAACAGAGCAAAAUACCCUCCCCCGCCAUGGCUACCCACACCGUGGAACGUUAUGGCCCCAAAUUGGUCGAAAAGGCCGACAAACUCCAGCAACGAGUGAGCACCAAUGAUGCCUCAAAACCUGCCGGUGGCUUCGAUGCGACACCUAUUCCGCACGCUCCGCCUGGGUACACCAUCAAGUUCACCUUCCAUCGCGCCGUGGACCUCCCCUUCGCAGAUAUCGGUAGUUUCUCGUCAGAUCCCUACGUCCUUGCGCGCCUCGAGGUCGAUCUGCCCCGUCGGCAUAAGCAGGAUCCAGGCGUGGCAUUCCGGACCCACACGAUACACAAGGAUAAGAACCCCGUCUGGAACACCGAAUGGAUUGUUGCCAACGUACCGGCCUCGGGGUUCAAGUUGAAGGCUCAUGUGUACGACGAGGACCCUGCGGAUCACGAUGAUAAGCUGGGCCUAGCGACCGUCGAGGUUUCCUCGCUCUCGGAAAAUUGGUCGGGCAUGAAAGAACAUCCGUUCAAGGUCAAGCAUCGCUUUGCUAGCAAGCGGGUCUAUGUCUUGACCAAUAUAUCCAAAGUCACCGGUCAUCACAAAGAGUCGUUCAUCUACCUGAGUAUCGAAUGCUUGGGGAAGACGCCGGGUACCGAAGGGGGUCAGAUGUAUACCGUCGGUCCGAAUUCCUGGUUCAAGCACUUUUCUCCUCUCAUCGGACGACUGGCGGGUGUAAAGGAUUCGGUUCAGAGCGAGGAUGGGAGUGGCAAGGAGAUCAGUCGAUACAAUUUCCAAGCUAUUCAGAUGCAGCUAACCGGGCCAGUCCCAUCCGAAAUGUACCACCGCUACGUGGAGUUUAAGCCAUUCGUGGCCGGCAUGUUCCAGGCGCAAAGCUUGCGAGGUCGGAUCCUAUACAAAGCGCUCCAUCACCAGCAUCAGCGCAUCUACAACUUUGACCGCUCGACGUUGCAUGGUGCCUUUCAAGAGCCCUGCCGGGCAAUGACUCAAAAGUUCCUGGAAUUCGUGCAACAUGGCCAGGGCGGACGUAUUUUCACCUACGUGCUCAUGCUGGAUGGACAGUUCCGAUUUACCGAGACUGGCAAGGAGUUUGGAAUCGACUUGCUGAGCAAACACACCAUGCACAGUGACGUGUCCAGCUAUAUCGCAUUCUCGGGCGAGUUCUUUGUCCGCCUCCGCGGACAUCGUCACCGCCAUCGCUCUCGCUCGCAGUCUCCAGCAUCGCGACCCUCCACAUCGCAUCCUCCCGCCGAAUUUCCCGUAGACGAAGACAAUAGCGCAGAACCGGCCAAAGAAGCCCCGCAGAUGUCGACCGAUCCCGCAGACUAUGAGCUCUUCAUCGACAACGACAGCGGUACAUACCGUCCGAAUGCCGAACUCCUGCCCUUGCUGAAGAAAUUUUUCGCUUCAAACUUCCCCGGCCUGCAUAUCACGACCUUGGACUGCAACGGCGAUGCGGAGCGUAUGGGUCAGCUCAAGGAAGAACAGCGCGAGUCCAAGAGGAAGCAGGGCCAGAUGUUCACGUAUCUGCAGCAGCACAGUGCCUCGUCUCUGUCCAUCUCCAGCUCGGAGGAAGAUGAGCUGAACGAGCGCAGUGGGAGUGGCAAGCAACGCGGUGAUCUAUCCCGUCGAGUCCAUGAGAUGCGUGACGUCAAGGGCCAGAUGAUGCGGUGGGUGGAACAUGAUGGCCAUGUCGAUCGACCCAAGAAUCACUAUCAUUCCGCACGCGAUCGAGCUGCUUCGAUGGGAGAGGUUAAGAAUUCGCGCAAGCCAUUGUCGACGGUCGACUCGGCAGUCUAGAUGCUGCCGUCGCCCGUUGGGGUGCCAUAGUUCUUUGAUUCCUGGGGCCUUCUUUUUUUGUUAUUUUCCCGUCGUUGUUUUGACUCUUGCAACUUUUUAAUAUGCCUUCUUCUCGGUCUGGAACCGAGUUUCAUGACCUUCACGACUCGGUUGAUGUUCACGCCCGCGAUGUAGUUAUCUGAGAAAGGACGAAUAGAGAUGGGAGCGGAUGAGUGGGAGGAGUGGAGGCGUUGUAUAGUGAUUCCCGCGUGUGUUUCAUAGGCCCUUUUUUGUGGAUGAUUCCUAGCUUUACUACUAAUGCUAUUUUAUGAUUUUCAUACACUUUGAUUGCCGU